AUGUUCCUCUCCGACUACCGAAGGGAGUUUUACGAAGUGAUCGUCAACCAGCGUGUUCUUCUUCUUGUUGCUUCAGAUGUUGAUGCAUUAUGUGCUUGUAAAAUACUCCAAGCUUUAUUUCAAUGUGAUCAUGUACAAUAUACACUAGUUCCAGUAUCUGGGUGGCAAGAACUUGAAACUGCCUUUCUUGAACAUAAAGAUCAGUUCAAAUACUUUGUUCUUAUUAAUUGUGGUGCCAAUGUUGACCUGUUGGAGAUCCUGCAGCCUGAAGAAGACACGUUUUUUUUCGUAUGCGACAGUCACAGACCAAUAAAUGUAGUGAAUGUUUACAAUGAGACACAGAUUAAGCUAUUAGUUAAACAAGAUGAUGAUCUUGAUGUUCCUGCUUAUGAUGAUAUCUUCAGAGAUGAAGAGGAUGAAGAAGAGGUCUCUGAGAAUGAAAGUGAUGGGCCAGAACCUUCAGAGAAGCGUAGACGAUUUGAGGAGGAUGUAAUUGAGAGAACAAUGAAAAGGCGAGAAAAGCGAGAAUGGGAGGCACGAAGACGAGAAAUUCUUUUUGAUUAUGAGCAAUAUGAAUAUCAUGGGACCUCAUCUGCAAUGAUGAUGUUUGAUCUGGCAUGGAUAAUGUCUAAAGACUUGAAUGACAUGUUGUGGUGGGCUAUUGUUGGCUUAACAGAUCAAUGGGUCCAGGAUAAAAUUACUCAGAUGAAGUAUGUGACUGAUAUUGGAAUACUACAGCGUCAUGUAUCUCGCCAUAACCACCGCAACGAGGAUGAAGAAAAUUCUCUGUCAAUUGACUGCAUGCGAAUAGCAUUUGAAUACGAUCUGCGCCUGGCACUUUACCAGCACUGGUCUCUGUAUGAAAGUCUCUGUAAUACUUCUUAUACCUCUGCUAACCUCAAACUUUGGUCUGUACAAGGGCAGAAGAGGCUUCAAGAGUUUUUGGCUGACAUGGGUUUGCCUUUGAAGCAGGUGAAACAGAAGUUUAAUUCCAUGGACAUUUCUUUAAAAGAAAAUCUUCGGGAAAUGAUUGAAGAAUCUGCCAACAAGUUUGGAAUGAAGGAUUUAAGAGUUCAGACCUUCAGCAUUCACUUUGGCUUUAAGAACAAGUUCUUAGCAAGUGAUAUAGUUUAUGCAACAGCUUCUCUCAUGGAGAAUAUAGAGAAAGAGGGACGUGAAACAGAUAACUUUAUUAAAGCUUUGGACAGUCUCUCCAGGGGCAACCUGGACAAACUGCACCAAGGACUGGACCUAGCCAAAAAACAGUUACGUGCUAUUCAGCAGACAGUAGCCAGCUGUAUUUGUACCAACCUUGUAAUUUCUCAGGGGCCUUUUCUCUAUUGCGCUCUCAUGGAGGGCACGCCUGAUGUGAAACUGUUUUCGAAACCAGUGUCUCUGUGCCUGCUUAGUAAAUACUUACUUAAAUCCUUUGUUUGUUCUACAAAAAACAAACGCUGUAAAUUGCUGCCACUGGUAAUGGCUGCACCAAUGGAUGUUGAACAGGGAACUGUGAUCAUGGUGGGGAUUCCUCCGGAGUCAGAAAGCUCUGACAAAAAGAACUUUUUUGGGAGAGCAUUUGAGAAAGCUGCAGAGAGUACCAAUUCCAGGACGUUACACAACCAUUUUGACAUGUCAAUAAUUGAGUUGAAAACAGAAGACCGGAGCAAAUUUUUGGAUGCCCUCAUUUCUCUCCUGUCCUAGGGGUAAGACAAU
Molecule: messenger RNA, 1713 nt
Organism: Rhea pennata
Lineage: Eukaryota; Metazoa; Chordata; Aves; Rheiformes; Rheidae
Gene: CDC45
Product: cell division cycle 45
Exons: 18
Coding region: 1-1701 (566 amino acids)
Biological process (GO): mitotic DNA replication preinitiation complex assembly; double-strand break repair via break-induced replication; DNA replication initiation
Cellular component (GO): DNA replication preinitiation complex
Molecular function (GO): single-stranded DNA binding; DNA replication origin binding; chromatin binding
Source: RefSeq, a predicted model, not a curated record